CGACGGACUACAGUUUCCAGAGUGCCCUGCGGCGACGGGCGGGGCCCGGGAACGCCCGCAGCCAAUUAGGGGGUCUGAGGGCGCAGCCGGGGCGCUGCAGGUGGAGCCGGGCCGGUGGGCGGGCGCGGGCUGUGUCCCAGACCGCAUCCCGGGGCUCCCGGGCAGGGUGUGGGGCUCGGCGUGACAGAGGCCGGCACGCGGGAGGAGUCCCCGGGGACAGGACCUAACGGGGGCGGGGUCCUCGGCUGCUCGAGCGGUUCCGGGUGCUCCGGCGGCGCUCAGCCCGGGGCGCACUUGAUCGCGAUCCAGCUGCGGGGAAGGGCGGGUCUGGUGAGAACCCCCCAGCGCCUCGGCGUCCUCCGGCCCCUCCUCCUCGAGGCCGCCGAAGCCACUGCCCGAGGCGCAGCCGGCGCCACCUCGCCCCCUGGCUCGCGCGCCCCCCAGCCAUGGCUUUCGCCAAUUUCCGCCGCAUCCUGCGUCUGUCUACCUUCGAGAAGAGAAAGUCCCGCGAAUAUGAGCACGUCCGCCGGGACCUGGACCCCAACGAAGUGUGGGAGAUCGUGGGGGAGCUGGGCGACGGCGCCUUCGGCAAGGUUUACAAGGCCAAGAACAAGGAGACGGGAGACUUGGCCGCCGCCAAAGUGAUCGAGACCAAGAGCGAGGAGGAGCUGGAGGACUACAUGGUGGAGAUCGAGAUCCUGGCCACCUGCCAGCACCCCUACAUCGUGAAGCUCCUGGGGGCCUACUACUACGACGGGAAGCUGUGGAUCAUGAUCGAGUUCUGCCCUGGGGGAGCCGUGGACGCCAUCAUGCUGGAGCUGGACCGAGGCCUCACCGAGCCCCAGAUUCAGGUCGUUUGUCGCCAGAUGCUCGAAGCCCUCCACUUCCUGCACGGCAAGAAGGUCAUCCACCGGGACCUGAAGGCCGGCAACGUGCUGAUGACCCUGGAGGGCGACAUCAGGCUGGCUGACUUUGGUGUGUCUGCCAAGAAUCUGAAAACUCUGCAGAAACGAGAUUCCUUCAUCGGAACGCCUUACUGGAUGGCCCCCGAGGUGGUGAUGUGUGAGACCAUGAAGGACACCCCGUACGACUACAAGGCCGACAUCUGGUCCCUGGGCAUCACGCUGAUCGAGAUGGCGGAGAUCGAGCCGCCGCACCACGAGCUCAACCCCAUGCGGGUCCUGCUCAAGAUCGCCAAGUCGGAGCCCCCCACGCUGCUCACGCCCUCUCGGUGGUCUGCGGAGUUCCGAGACUUCCUGAAGACCGCCCUGGAUAAGAACCCAGAGACCCGGCCCAGUGCCGCGCAGCUCCUGGAGCACCCCUUCGUCAGCAGCAUCACCAGUAACAAGGCUCUGAGAGAGCUGGUGGCGGAGGCCAAGGCCGAGGUGAUGGAGGAGAUUGAAGACGGCCGGGACGAGGGGGAAGAGGAGGACUCCGGGGACACCACCUCGCCUCUGGGGAACCACGCACCCGCCUCUUCCGAGGCGACUCAGGUGAGCCUCGGUGCCGACAAGGAGCCACUCAGCACCGCAGUGCCACCCAGCCAGCCUCAGGACAGCGUGAACGGGCCCAGCCAGCCCUCUGGGGACGGACCCCUGCAAACCACCAGCCCCCCAGAGGUUGCCCCUGAAAAGGAGAACAGCCUAGCCGUGCCCGUGCCCCUGCGCAAGACCCGGCCAGUGUCCAUGGGCCCCAGGAUUCAGGCGCCCGAGGAGAAGCAAGUUGCUGAGCAGGGCGGGGGCCUCGGCCCAGCAGCCAGCAGCCGGUCUUCGAAGACAAGCCAGAGCCGGCCCAACAGCUGCGCACUGGAGGCCUUGGCCAGCGAGAAGCUGGCCAACGGCAACGUGGAGCUGCCCGCCCAGGCCUCUCCUCGCCCGGCCAAGAGGGACUCGGACUGCGGCAGCCUCUCCACCUCUGACAGCAUGGACUACGGUGCCUCCCUGUCCACCGACCUGUCCCUGAACAGGGAGUCGGGUUCGCUGUCCAUCAAGGACUCGAGGCUGCACAAUAAAACCCUGAAGAGGACCCGCAAGUUCGUGGUGGACGGCGUGGAGGUGAGCAUCACCACCUCCAAGAUCAUCAGCGAGGACGAGAAGAAGGACGAGGAGAUGAGAUUUCUCAGGCGCCAGGAACUCCGAGAGCUCCGGCUGCUCCAGAAGGAAGAGCACCGGAACCAGAACCAGCUGAGCAGGAAGCACGAGCUGCAGCUGGAGCAGAUGCAGAAGCGCUUUGAACAGGAAGUCAACGCCAAGAAGAAGUUCUAUGACACGGAGCUGGAGAACCUGGAGCGGCAGCAGAAGCAGCAGGUGGAGAAGAUGGAGCAAGACCACGCCGUGCGCCGCCGGGAGGAGGCCAAGCGGAUCCGCCUGGAGCAGGAGCGGGACUACACCCAGUUCCAGGAGCAGCUCAAACUGAUGAAGAAGGAGGUCAAGAACGAGGUGGAGAAGCUCCCCAGGCAGCAGAGGAAGGAGAGCUUGAAGCAGAAGAUGGAGGAGCAUGCGCAGAAAAAGCAGCUUCUUGACCGGGACUUCCUGGCCAAGCAGAAGGAGGACCUGGAGCUGGCGAUGAAGCGGAUCACGGCCGACAACCGGCGGGAGAUCUGUGACAAGGAGCGCGAGUGCCUCACCAGGAAGCAGGAGCUCCUUCGAGAGCGGGAGGCUGCGCUGUGGGACAUGGAGGAGCAGCACCUGCAGGAGAGGCACCAGCUGGUGAAGCAGCAGCUCAAGGACCAGUACUUCCUCCAGCGGCACGAGCUGGUGCGCAAGCACGAGAAGGAGCGGGAGCAGAUGCAGCGCUACAACCAGCGCAUGGUGGAGCAGCUGAAGGUGCGGCAGCAGCAGGAGAAGACUCGGCUGCCCAAGAUCCAGAGGAGCGAGGGCAAGACGCGCAUGGCCAUGUACAAGAAGAGCCUGCACAUCAGCGGGGCGGGCAGCGCUGCCGAGCAGCGUGAGAAGGUCAAGCAGUUCUCCCAGCAGGAGGAGAAGAGGCAGAAGUCGGAGCGGCAGCAGCAGCAGCAGAAGCACGAGAACCAGAUGCGGGACAUGCUGGCACAGUGCGACAGCAACAUGGGCGAGCUGCAGCAGCUGCAGAAUGAAAAGUGUCACCUCCUGGUAGAGCACGAGACCCAGAAGCUGAAGGCGCUGGACGAGAGCCACAACCAGAACCUGAAGGAGUGGCGGGACAAGCUUCGGCCACGCAAGAAGGCGCUGGAGGAGGACCUGAACCAGAAGAAGCGGGAGCAGGAGAUGUUCUUCAAACUGAGCGAGGAGACGGACAGCCCGGUCCCCGUGACCCCCAGCAAGGCCACCAAGUUCUUCCCCUACAGCUCUGCGGACGCCCCCUGACAGCCCCCCAGGGCCUCGGCUGGCGGGUCGGUGGGCUUCCGGGGUCCCCCCCCCCCCCGUUCUCUGUGAACCGGUAACUCAGGACCCCUUUUCCCUCACACUUCCCUGCCAGCUCCAGUCCAGCCCCUUGCCUGUGCGACCCCAGUGUGCCUGGCUUCUCACUCACUCACUCUCGGAGGGUGAGGUUUUAUUGUGCCGCCCAAUUUUCAUGUGUUCUCUUGGAACCCCAGGCGCCUCCGAGCUGUUGGAGGUUUGGGCUGUGGGUGGGGCAGGGUCUGAGAGCAGCGUGUGGCCUGUGGCCCCCAGGCCCCCUUCCCCACCCCCGUGUGCCCCGGCACCAGUGAUGUCUGUGGGCGCGAAGUGCUGCCGCUGAAAUCGCCGUGGGCUCGUCUAUCGGUCGUCAUUCUUGGAGGCUUUUUGGCCUUUCCCCGCGGUGUCAGACAAGAAUCAUGGCUCCUAACAAUCAUGCUCAGGGGUGCCCUCCUUUCUCCAGUCCCCCCCCCGCCGUGUGCCUUGCUCUUGAGGCCAUGUCUGCGGUGCGGGGGAGCUGGCCCGUCCAUUCUGCUGGGCUCAGGUGUUUUGUGCCACCUUCUGUUGCACCCCUCGCCCCUCACACACGAAGGGCUUGGGCCCUGGUAUUACCAGGCUUGCGCCCACCCUGGGCCUCCCUUGCUGGCUGGUUUGGACUCUGCGGCCUGAGCCCUAUGGGGUAGAGCCGCUGGUAGGGGGUGUGCCGGGUGCUGGCACCGGAGGCACCAGACGGCACGGGGUGAAUGGCCUGUGACUCCUUUGCGCCCCCAGGUGGUAUCCUGUGGUCAGGGAUAAACCCCUCACCACACUUCCACGACCCAGUCUGUUUCCAUCUCACACUUGCCUGGGGGGUACGGGGAGGCUGUCCCCCUCGGCCCUGUGCUCCUCCACCUCCAGGAGCCCAGCCCUAGACUUCAGACGGAGGCUGGAGGUCACGGGGACUUCUGCUCAGGAAGCAAAAGCAUCAGGGAGAAACACGAUGCUUCCUGCCUCCGCCCCGCCCGCCCGCCGACAUGGCAGAAGCAAGGCUUCUGUGGCACAAACAGAAUCCCGGGGCUGCGGCUCGCUCAGCUGGCGCCCGGGUUCCAGCCCCCAAGGCCGCAGAGUGUCAAUAACACAGUGGAGGCAGAAGCUCCCACGGCAUUCGGCCGAUUCACAGAGAAAACCUUUGUUGCCUUUGUUUCUAACUUGAAGCAAGUAUAAAUGAGUGGUUUCUUCAGGAAGAUACCUAAUGUAAAGGGUCGAGAAAACCGAGGGUGAUUUCGAGGAAUCCUGUGGGCCCGCUGGGUCUGGGUGCUGUUUUGCUGGUGGCGGGGCGGCUGCCGCACCUGGGGAGGAGUGUCCUCCUUCACUCCUUACGGUUAGAAGCUUUGUCUUUCUAAAGCAACUUCCUGGGAGCCUCACUGGCACUGGCUGUCCUCCCGCCCUCCCGGAUCUUGCAGAGGGAGGGGAGCCAUUCCAAAGGAGAAGGGCCUGGGGUCCCCGAGUCUCACAGAUGCACCGAGGAUGCUCUGGAGGCCGGGGGAGGGGAGGCGGUGUCCUCCCAGGCUGGUGCGAGUGCUCAGCCCGCCUGCCGCAGUGUUUGACCCAGGUGGGGCGCUCGUCAGGGAUGAACAAAUGAACCGUGAACCGAUGGUCCCCUUGGACCCUCUCAGGUACCCGGGUGCUGGAGAACGAGAGCCAGCAGCGGUGUGAGGACGAUGGGGGCUUUGUUUACAACACACGGCCCUUUGCAGCCCAGGUGUGAGAUGAGCAGCAGGUGAGGUGCCGGUUCUGUGGCCCAGACAAGCCUUCGGUCAUUCUCUGCUCUGGCUUGUCACGCACGCUGGAAUCUUGAAGGAGUUGCUGCUUUCCUGCUCAGGGCCGCCCGAGCCCUCAGAGGCCCCCUGUUCUUGCCGGGUGGGGUCUGGCGGGGUCUCCCGGCCGCACCCUUGGGCCAGUGUGCAAUGCCCGUCGCCGGGGAGGCCCGCACGGUGUUCCUCGUUCCCUGCGCUGAUGUUUCCUCUGGAAGGAACGGAUGAAACUGUUACUCAUUCUCAGUCGAUUGAUCGCAGAAUAAAUAUAACUAACUUAUAUUUUCCCUUCGCGAAGGAUAUUAGUUAUUUUUUAUGUAGGUUCCAAACUUUAUACGAGACUUUUGUAAAAUGUUCUUUGCAAAGUUAACUGCGAGAAUGUAAAUAUGCUUCUAAUAAAAUAACAAAGGGAGAGACUCU
Phyllostomus discolor (pale spear-nosed bat) is the source of this 5587-nucleotide messenger RNA. RefSeq names its product serine/threonine kinase 10 (gene STK10). The transcript has 19 exons. Gene Ontology annotation, molecular function: ATP binding; protein serine/threonine kinase activity. The record is from RefSeq and is a predicted model, not a curated record. Gene Ontology annotation, biological process: protein phosphorylation. Lineage: Eukaryota; Metazoa; Chordata; Mammalia; Chiroptera; Phyllostomidae. Bases 447 to 3344 code for a protein of 965 amino acids.